Molecule: messenger RNA, 3294 nt
Organism: Caenorhabditis briggsae
Lineage: Eukaryota; Metazoa; Nematoda; Chromadorea; Rhabditida; Rhabditidae
Gene: Cbr-tmc-1
Product: Protein CBR-TMC-1
Exons: 21
Coding region: 1-3294 (1097 amino acids)
Cellular component (GO): plasma membrane
Molecular function (GO): mechanosensitive monoatomic ion channel activity
Source: RefSeq, a predicted model, not a curated record
AUGAUAUCACCAUUUCAGACUCUCGCCGACUCUGUUGGCAAUGAGGGACGGAACAAUCGAACCAAAACGCGAAAACAGAUCCCAGCAAAUGAAAAGGUUCAUGCCGACGAGUUAGCCGUUGUUUGGCAUUAUGAUGGAUAUCUGCGCUAUUCGCCAUUGUUUUAUGGAUACUACUCGGACGACCCAUUUCUAGGAAACAAGAUAAAAUAUGCACUUCCGCUUGCCUACUUUAUGGUCACACUCACAAUAUUUGCUUACAGUUUUUUUGCGAUUUUACGGAAAAUGGCUGCUAAUGCAAGAAUGUCCAAGUUGUCUGGAAGCAAAGCCGAACAGUACAUUUUUAACUGGAAAUUGUUCACCGGAUGGGAUUAUACAAUUGGAAACUCUGAAACAGCGAGUAACACUGUCAUGGCAGUUGUGAUAAAACUCAGGGAGUCCAUUGCUGACAUCAAAAAAGACUCCCAUGGUAAAUUUCGACUUCUUCAAUUUACACUAAGAGUUUUUGCAAACGUUGUAAUAUGUGCUAUGCUUGGAUUCUCAAUUUAUUGCAUCAUAUUCGCCGUUCAAAAGUCGCAAGUGCAGGAUGAUGGGAACUUAUUUACAAAAAAUCAAGUUCCAUCUGUUGUCUCGACAAUUACGCACGUGUUUCCCAUGAUUUUUGAUUUGAUUGGGCGAAUGGAAAACUAUCAUCCAAGAACUGCGCUGCGAGCACAUCUGGGAAGAGUUUUGAUCCUUUAUACUGUCAACUACAUUACUCUCAUUUUUGCUCUGUUUGAAAAAAUGACAGCUCUACGAGACCGUGUGAACUCAACGUCAACUGUUAAACAUCAUGUUAAACGACAGCAAGGAGGUUGGAAUCCGAAUAUUCAACGGCCGCCGCCUUAUGCCAGUCGUGCUGAAAUUCGCCAAAUGAGCGAGUUUUUAGCUGCAAACACCCGCAGAUUUCAAACAGUCAGCCAACGAACUACAAGAUCGGUCACAACUCCAUUCACAGUUGCUCCUCAAUAUGGCCCAUUCAAUGUUAACAAUCCAAACGCAGUAUUCCACAAUGGAACUCAUUCAACCAGUUUUGAAUCACAAGUUCUUGGCCCCAAAGUGCUUCCGAUAUUUACACCUCCACCAAGGAAGUAUCAAAAUUAUAGUCCGGGAAAGGUGGGACAGCAAUUUGGAGGUCCCGAUUUUCCAAAACACCAAACAUAUUCCAAGUCAACUCCUUUACCACGAGUCCGAACCAAACCACCAUGGAUGUUUACAACUACCAUCAUUCCAACAGUUCAAAAGAAGCCUGGAAGUAUUUCUACACCUUCUGCAGGACACGACACUGUGGAGCUCGACGAAUCAAAAGAAAUCGCUGCAAAAGAUGGAUCAGGGAACGAACAAACGAUUCAUACUAAUGAAGCUGCUCUCCGACGUAACCAAGACGGCCAUAACAACGAUAUUUGUUGGGAGACUAUCAUCGGUCAAGAAAUUGUGAAAUUGGUCACAAUGGAUUUGAUAUUCACAAUCCUUUCAAUCCUUGUGAUUGAUUUUCUUCGUGGGUUGUGGAUCAAAUACUGUUCUUCUUGGUGGUGUUGGGACAUUGAAACAACGUUCCCGGAAUAUGGAGAGUUCAAAGUAGCUGAAAAUGUGCUGCACAUCAUCAACAAUCAAGGAAUGAUAUGGUUGGGAUUGUUUUUCGCACCUCUGCUUCCUGCUAUUAACAAUAUUAAACUGAUUAUUCUGAUGUACAUUCGUGGAUGGGCUGUGAUGACGUGCAACGUUCCAGCAAGGGAAAUUUUCAGAGCAAGUCGAUCAAGCAACUUCUAUCUUGGAAUACUUCUCAUUUGGCUUCUCCUCUGUACUCUACCUGUUGGCUUUGUUAUUGCAUCUAUGAGUCCGUCAAGAUCAUGCGGACCUUUUGCACGGUACGAGCAUUUCUACACAGUGGUUACCAGAGAAAUUGAGAAACGAGUGGACCAAACAGUUUUAUCUUAUAUUCGUCAUAUUGCAUCCCCCGGCGUUGUGAUUCCAAUCAUCUUGUUUCUGAUGCAAGUUGUUGAAUUAAUUUUAGUAACAACUGUUGAUUUUCCAGACUCAUUAUUUAUUUCCUGUUUUCCCUGGUUCGAGAGGACAGAAGAGAAGAAGAAAAUCUUUGAGUUGGCUGGUGGUAAGAAAAACAAGUUUGAGAAGGAUAGAGACAAGAAACGAUCCAACGACUACAUUCCUCUGAUUGAACAACGACGACGUGAGCCAUGGAGGCAAUAUCAUGAACAGGAAGCUGACAACGGCUUAGCAUCGGAUUCCUCCGAAGAGAGUGACAUUGGCGAGGAAGAAGAGGAGGAACGACAGCCAAUCGCAGCUUAUGCAUUACGUUCUUCUGAAACUCCUCCAGAAACUCUUCAAGUCACCGCUUUCCAUCCUUCUCUAGGUUCGCUUAUUGAAAACCGGGAGAUGGAAGAUGAAGAAAGUAGCAGCGGAGAGCCACUUCCAAUGAUACACAAAUCAGUUUCAUUCCAAGGACCAUCGAACAUGCAAAUGCGACAAAGCAUUUCCACAGAAAGUUGUAGCCAAAUUUCAAGAAGUGCAAUUCAAGUGGCAACUCCUGAGGAAAUACGAGCCCUACUGCGGCCUUAUCUCGAAGCAAAAUAUGGUGUGCCGCAUCAGCAUGGAAUGAAAUCUUUCCCUAUUGAUGUUCAUACUCCACCAAACAACACACCAUCCAGGCGAUCGUCAAAGUACAACUCGUUUGUAUCUCUAUACGAGCACACUAGAGAUGAUCACAAAAAUUUUGUCGCAUCUACAAUCAAAGAAACAGAUUUGGAGGAAGAACCAACACCUGAUGAUAAAAAACUGUCGUUUUCUAAAGAUGUAGCGCCAGAGUUUAUGCCGUGGCCGUCAGCCGAUGAGGCAAAGGCACUCCGUGAAAAAAUGAGGCUCAAAGCACCUCUUAUGUUAACAAGAGCAUCUGUGGAGGAGACACCAAAAGGUGCAAAAAGUGAAUCUGAUUUCCGACCACCUGUUCCAAUACACAGAAAGUAUAAUAUCCAGGCUACUGGAGAAGAAGACAAUAAAGAGGAGACAGAAUUGCCGGAGUCUUCGAAGAAAAGAUUCAGAAUAUCCGUCUCACCAACAAAAACUAUUCAACCAGCUUCUACAAGCAGAGCUCAACAUAAAAUCGUAUCGCAAGCAUCAUCGAGCAGUUCAAUUCCACAUGGACGUUCAGCUACUGUCAACAAGAAAACGUCGCUUGUUUUGUCUCCACGAGCUCCGCGUGUGCAGUUUGAUGAAGAUGAUUCUCCACGACAAAUUGAUUGA